CAAAGGAUGAGUAGUUGAAUGAAUGGUGAACUCGGAAACACGUACAAGAUGUCGCUAUACCUGUCUGAUGAUGACUUACCCGACCUCACAGCCAUUGUCGCUCCUCGACCACUCAUGGCCACGAGCACCAACGCGUCGGUCAGAAGAUCACCGCGAAAAAAAACUACCGCCGCGACGAAUGGGGCAAAAUCACCGCAAAAGAAGGACACUGCAGUGUGUAGCACCAAUCAAGGACCACCAAGAAACUUAGGAUCACAUCAACUUCCCGGUCGGUCGCCCGCAAAACGGACCAAGUCUUCGAAAGCGAUGUCGAUUGUCGAUGCGAUUCCUGCUCUUCCCCGAAAUUCGUCUACAACGGAGGUACUUCUCAGCUCCAACAAUCGUCGAUCAGGCGCAAGCCCCCAAGAAAGUCUUAGGUUAGCGCAUAUUGAUUCUUUGCUGCUACCACUGAAAUCUUUGGCGAUGGAAGAAAAGGAGGACCAGGAGGAUCCGCCGGUUUCAAGGCUGGUGUGGGCUACGGAACGUCUGCAGAGCGAUAACGGACCGUCCAAGUCGAGAAUGUCACGUAUAACAGAGGCUGCCAGAAAAUCGGCUUCAGAGAGAUCUGGGAAGCAUAAAGCAGGAGGCAAUGUCGCAAGCAGAUUUGUGCUCUCGGAGGCACGAUGUAAUGACGACGCUGAAAGCUCCAUGGAUGAAGAGGACGAAGAUGACGAUACCGAUCUUAGUGGCUUCAUCGUUGACGACGAUGCAGACUUGAGUUAUUAUGAAAGCUCAGCAUCUGAGGCAGAUGACGAUUGGAACGCUUCCCGCCCACAACCUUCACGAGCAUCACCUCGAAGGAGGCUUCACCGAGGUCGUCGUAGCGUACGACGCACAGAUCAUGCUGAUAAUGAGGCGACGGGUUCUGAGAAAGAAAACCAAGUUGCUGGUGGACUAGUCGAUGCCCUAAGAAAGAUGCGUCUGUGUGAGGACACAGAUGAGGCGAAACAGAGAACUUCAGAAGUAAUUGAUUUAACUACUUCACCUCUCAACUCACCUAACCUAACAUCAACCACGAUUCAGCGGAUGAACUCACCUCAAUUUCUCGGUCCCAAGGAUCCCUUUGCGGUCACAAGCACGAUUAAUGUCUUCGAUCCCCCGGUCAGGUUGACAGCACCAUCUGAGAAGCCUAGUCUCAAAGAUACUCCUCAGUUUGCUAUUGGAAGCACGAUGGAUAACAUGGAAGAUCAGGGAUCUGAAAAGAUUCCAGCUGACAGUGAACUCAAAACACCACCCAAAACACCACCCAAGUCCCCAGUCAAACUGAAGUCACCUUCCAAGUUGUUGUCUCCAUCCAAACGACAAUUUAUCCCCCGGUCACCUCAUCGUCAAAGUACCGAUGCUUUUUGGGACCAUAACAUGGUUAAUGAGUGGAACGACGAGUACUCUCCAAAGAAAGCUCCGACAACAUCUCCAAGGAAAAUUGGUCUUGCUAGGUAUCAGAUCUGGUCCGACUCUAAAGACAACCAGGACCAAGAUAUGUCCAGUUCAGACUCUCUUCCAAGCCCUUGCACGUCGCCUCGAAAAGCAACAGGCAGAGGAAGGUCACCCAUGAAGAGCCCCGAAAAGGAGGAAAAGAAGCGUCAAGCCGAGGAGAAACGAGCCGCGCUGGCCAAAAAGAGAGACUUCGACAGUCGUAAGGUCCAACUCGCCAUUGACCUUCUGAGCGAACUCGACCUGGGUGUGGCUGAUUCGAAACUCGGAAGGCUAGCUGCAAGCACCGGCGGAGUGAAAAUCAUAUGGUCCAAGACGCUUCGAUCGACAGCAGGCCGAGCAAACUGGAAGCGAAGUGUGACAAAGGUCUCCGGGUCACCAGUCAAGGGUGGAGAGGUCAACGGUCCCGGGGUGAAAGUUCAGCACUUUGCCAGCAUCGAACUUGCCGAGAAGAUCAUCGACUGUGAGGAUCGCCUCGUCAACACGGUUGCUCACGAGUUUUGUCACUUGACAAACUUCAUGAUCAGCAACGUCCGUGACCAGCCACAUGGAGCCUCGUUCAAACAGUGGGCUGCGAAAGUCACGUCUCAUUUGAGGAGGAGUGAUGUCGAGAUCUGGCGUCAAGCCGAGGUCACCACGAAGCACAGCUACGUCAUCAACCACAAGUACCUGUGGGUGUGUGCCGGCAGAGACCUUUCGGCGGCAAUGGCCUUUCUCAACAUCGAAGAAGACGAGGGCUGCGGCGCUGAGUACGGCCGACACAGCAAGAGCAUUGACCCGGAGAAGCAUCGUUGUGGGAGGUGUAAAGGUCGUUUGGUUCAGGUACGACCGAAGCCCAGAGCCAGCCCACGGAAGAAGAUGGCAAGUCCCUUGAAAAGAGAAGGCAGCACAGAGAGUACGAAUUCCAGUUCGAGAAUGAGUGCAGGGAGUGACAGUACCGGCACCGUGGGAAGAAUGAUUGACUAUGUCGAGUUGAGUGAUUAAGUUGACUACCGACCACCGAGGGUCAAGGAUGGGGAAUUGGAAAUCGACAAGCUUGGAUUUGUCCUGUACAACAUACACACACCCACGCUGUGUAAACACACGAUUCCAUGAUGACGGGGCGUUGGUCGAUUUCUUGUUGUAUGCUAAUAAUUGGUUUCAUUGGGUUGGAGAAUAUCGGGAAACCAGACCAAGAUCAAAAUUGAUGACAGCAUCGCAUUGCAUUGCAUCGGGGAAGAUCAUAACAUUGUACAUUGGUCCAGAAAAGAUUGGAUAUGUCCAACUCGGAGAAACAUGACAUGAAUUCUAUGGACAGUUUUGUUUUGGAACAAUGGGGACUUCUUAUGGGACUAGUUGAAUGUCGGUAGCCGUGGUCCCUAGAU
Exophiala oligosperma is the source of this 2837-nucleotide messenger RNA. RefSeq lists its product as uncharacterized. The record is from RefSeq and is a predicted model, not a curated record. Bases 19 to 2457 code for a protein of 812 amino acids. Lineage: Eukaryota; Fungi; Ascomycota; Eurotiomycetes; Chaetothyriales; Herpotrichiellaceae. The transcript has a single exon. Gene Ontology annotation, cellular component: nucleus.